Molecule: messenger RNA, 2082 nt
Organism: Oncorhynchus kisutch (coho salmon)
Lineage: Eukaryota; Metazoa; Chordata; Actinopteri; Salmoniformes; Salmonidae
Product: claudin-3-like
Exons: 1
Coding region: 186-830 (214 amino acids)
Cellular component (GO): bicellular tight junction; membrane
Molecular function (GO): structural molecule activity
Source: RefSeq, a predicted model, not a curated record
CAACACACAUCACACACUCACAGGUACUCAGGCUAAAUCAAUUGGUGUUAUUGUCUCUGGCUCUGUCUGGUCUCCUUCUUUCUCACAGAUCCUCUGUCAGAUCCUCUCAGGUCUCUCAGGUGUGACGGAACACGGAGCACUGAACGGAACACAGAAGGAGCUCCAGCAACAACAGAAUUACCACCAUGUCUGCAGGGUUGGAGUUAGUGGGGAUCGCUCUAUGUGUAUUAGGAUGGAUCAUUGCCAUCGUGUCCUGCACCCUGCCCAUGUGGCGAGUAACGGCCUUCAUCGGCAGCAACAUCGUCACGGCUCAGAUCAUCUGGGAGGGUCUGUGGAUGACCUGUGUGGUCCAGAGCACAGGCCAGAUGCAGUGUAAGGUCUAUGACUCCAUGCUGGCUCUCUCCCAGGACCUCCAGGCCGCCAGGGCUCUCACGGUCAUCUCCAUCCUCCUGGCCAUCCUGGCCGUGCUCGUCGCCAUCGCCGGGGCCAAGUGCACCAACUGUAUCGAGGACGAGGCAUCCAAAGCUAAAGUCAUGAUAAUCUCUGGGGUGUUCUUCAUCGUGUCAGGAGUCAUGCAGCUGAUCCCAGUGUCCUGGUCGGCCAACACUAUCAUCAGGGACUUUUACAACCCGCUGCUGACUGAUGCACAGCGCAGAGAGCUAGGGGCAGCGCUCUACAUUGGCUGGGGGGCCUCAGCUCUCAUGAUCCUCGGGGGAAGCCUCCUCUGCUACUCCUGUCCCCCUAGGAAGUACAAGCCCUCACAGAUGGCAUACUCUGCCCCAGGAUCUGCCCCAGGUGGGCCUGGGUUCCAGAGAAAAGACUAUGUGUGAUGGGACAAUGGAUGGGACAAGGACUAUUUAUGUAACAAUCAAAAACGUUAUUCUACACCUGUUUCUAAUGGUGUGUCUAAGAAAGGGCUUCGUGAAUAAAGGAGACUCCGUGAUGAAGGGAUGUGUUUUAUCAUUGUUUUGUUGGAUUUGUCUAUGUGUGUACAGUAUUUGUCUCUGUAUUAUCUCUUCUGAAAGGAAAGCGUAGAACUUCUGGCUGUGUAAGAAAACAUUUGAGAAGGAUCAUGUACUUUCCAUUUGGGUUUAGUGAGAACAAAGGAAAUUAAGAAUAAGAUCAGUAGUUAUUAAAUGUAUUAAUUAUUAAAACGUUUUAAGUGUUGAAUUAUUGGUGAGCUAUGCAUAUUCAUUGAAACUAUAUCAAGCUCAUUUAAAAACAUUCACAAGCCUCAUAUAAUUAUUUACAUAAUGUUUGUACUUUAAUGAAUAUUCAUCUCUAAGAUGUUAGUCAUUGAGUCCAUUUAUAUAUUAAAUCACUAACACUGAAUUAUUUUCCUAGCUUCAGGCAACUACGCUACAUCAAAUAAUACCUUGUAGAAUAUUCAUUCAUUAUCUUCUCAUUGACAUUUCUCUAUGUUAUUGGCUCAUAUAAAUGAGGCACUGCUUAGGCUUCAGAAACUAAGGAACACUGUAAAAAGACAACAUUUGACUGAUGCUUUCACAAAAGAUUGUUUUUUCUUUUACUACAAGAAUACAGUAGAGUGUACAAAAUCAGUAUGUACACAUCGUUUUUUAAGGAACUAUGUUUCUUUUUAUGUAGGAUUUUUUUUAUGUUGGGAAAUGUUGUACAUUUUUUCCCAAACAAUUUGUGAGAGAGAUGCAUUUGUUUGAUGGUGAUGUUCUAUCAUCAGUGUUAAGGGUGUGAUUGUGUGAUGUACUCAACUGUUUGAGUACAUCAGCAAGAGUAGCGGCUACCUAGGCAGCAGCUAAUUGGGAUCCAAAUAAAAUACUAAAUACUACUAACAUACAGACUACUGUAUCUGUACUGAAUUCUGUCACCUGAACUCCCGACAGAUGACAGAUGUAUUAAACAGAGUGUGGCUAGCAGUGCACAGAGGGAAUGGGGAACAGUUUGGGAGCAGACAAACUGAAGGCCUCAGUGUUUUGGGGCAAUGAGGAGUAAUGGGGGCAUUGUGCACCUGUGUCCAUACAGAACAGUGCUAAUGUGUGUGUUAGUCCUGCAGUGUUAUCUGCACAUCACCUGCUUUUUAAUAAAGGUAGUUGUUGUUUUAUUAAG